GGCUUCUCACAGAGCCGUGAGGUGGUGGUGGUGGUAAAGAUGGUGCUGAGGCUGAGGGCAGUAGCAGAGCAAAGAGGGCAGGCCCGUGGCGCUGCGCCCCUGUGUAGCGGGGAGCCUUCUGGGUAUCAGCCGUGGUGGCUUUUCUUUUUUUUUCUUUUUUUUUUUUUUUGAAGUUUUUACAAGUCCUAUGAGGAGCGGCUGAGGGAACUGGGGUUGCUUAGUCUAGAGAAGAGGAGGAUCAGGGGAGACCUCAUUGCUCUCUGCAAUUACCUGGAAGGAGGGUGUGGGGAGCUGGGAGUCAGCCUCUUCUCACAGAUAACUAGUGGUAGGGCUAAAGGGAAUGGCCUCAAGUUGCACCAGGGGAGGUUCAGCUUGGAAAUGAGAAGACAUUUCUUCUCAGAAAGAGCAGUCAUGCAUUGGGAUGGGUUGCUCAGGGAGGUGGUGGCAUUGCAGUCCCUGGGGGUGUUCAAGGAAAGGCUGGACGUGGUGCUUACGGACAUGGUUUAGUGGGUGACAGUGGUAGUAAGGGUGAUGGUUGGACCAGAUGAUCUUGGAGGACUUUCCCAACCCUAAUGAUUCAAUUUGCAUCACUUUCCCCUUCAUUUUUUUUUCCCUGGGAGGAUCAGAACUGCCUUGUUAGCAAAGUCAUGGGUUUCUGUAACACUGUUAUAUAUUUUUUAAUAUCCACCGAGUUUAUGUGUACCCAUAUUAUAUUCAUAUGGCAUUUAUGUGCACUUACAUCAUAUUCAUGAGGCAUUUGUGCACUUUACACAACACUUCAUGUGCUCUUUAGAUGACCCUGCUUGGGCAGCCAACCCAUCUAACAAAAUACGUUCAUCGGGAUCUUGUUCCUUGAGCAAUCGCGCUUAACUUAGGAUGCAAUAAACUACAGAACUACUUCAAAUCAGACCUUUAAAAUACCCUUGUGCUGAAUUUGUUCUGUCACGACGCUGCUCCUAGCCUGUCGGGGAGCAUUUUGGGGUCCCUCGGGGGUGCCUUCUACACCCCCGGAGCACGACUGGGUCCGGGAGCCGAGCCGGGGACAGGGAGCCAGGAUCCGCACCGACACCCCCGGGAGGGGGACACCCAGACCGGGGACACCCCCGGCUCCGCGGCCGUGCCGCCCUCCCGCCGGUGCGGCGGAGGCGGCGGGGAGGCCGAGCCUGCGGUGAGUGACAGCGGCGGGGCUUCCUGCGGCUGAGCGGCGGCCGUGCUCGAGCCUUUGUGUGCGGGAGGGCAGGGGGAGCCCCGCGGCCCCGGAGGAAGAGGAGGAGGAGGAGGCUGCGCUGCGGAUACCGGCGGGGGAGCCCCUUCCUCCGGGAGGGCAGAAGAAAGCCGCCGUGCCGGCCCCACAAGGCAGGUCUGUUUACUGUUUACAAGCCUGAAGAUGGCUGCUGCUUCUUCCUGCAAUGUGGAAGAAGACGAGAGCCUGAAGGGAUGCGAACUCUAUGUUCAGAAGCACAACAUCCAACAGAUUUUAAAAGAAUGCAUUGUAAAUCUUUGCAUAGCAAAACCAGAUCGACCCAUGAAGUUCCUCAGAGAACACUUUGAAAAAUUAGAAAAGGAAGAAUGCAAACAAAUACUGGCUCGGCAGAAAUCCAGUUCCCAGUCUGAUUCUCAUGAUGACGAGAUUUCCCCUCCUCCUCCCAACCCAGUGGUAAAAGCCCGACGCAGGAGAGGAGGGGUCAGCGCAGAGGUCUACACGGAGGAAGAUGCCGUUUCUUAUGUUAGAAAGGUUAUUCCAAAGGACUAUAAGACUAUGACUGCUCUGGCAAAGGCCAUCUCCAAGAACGUACUCUUUGCUCAUCUUGAUGACAAUGAACGAAGUGACAUAUUUGAUGCCAUGUUUCCCGUUACCCACAUCGCAGGAGAAACGGUCAUACAACAGGGUGACGAAGGAGACAACUUCUACGUGAUUGACCAAGGCGAGGUGGAUGUUUAUGUCAACGGAGAGUGGGUCACCAGCAUCGGAGAAGGAGGUAGCUUCGGGGAGCUGGCACUGAUCUAUGGUACACCCAGGGCUGCCACGGUCAAGGCCAAGACAGAUCUCAAGCUCUGGGGCAUCGACAGAGACAGCUACAGACGCAUUUUAAUGGGCAGCACACUGAGAAAGCGGAAGAUGUAUGAAGAAUUCCUGAGCAAGGUCUCCAUUUUGGAGUCCCUGGACAAAUGGGAGCGGCUGACAGUGGCUGAUGCACUGGAACCUGUCCAGUUUGAAGAUGGAGAAAAAAUUGUUGUGCAGGGAGAGCCUGGUGACGACUUUUUCAUUAUUACAGAGGGCACAGCUUCCGUUCUCCAGCGCAGGUCUGAUAAUGAGGAGUACAUUGAAGUGGGAAGACUUGGACCAUCAGAUUAUUUUGGUGAGAUAGCAUUAUUGCUCAAUCGGCCCCGGGCUGCUACGGUGGUGGCACGUGGACCCCUGAAGUGCGUAAAGCUCGACCGGCCCCGCUUCGAACGAGUGCUCGGUCCUUGCUCUGAGAUCCUCAAGAGAAACAUUCAGAGAUACAACAGUUUCAUUUCACUCACUGUCUAAAUGAUUCCUUUGGGAAAGCUGCCUUUGUGUGACCUUGUGCACUUAAAUUUGCUCUGUGCAGCUCCAUAGCUUUAUAAAGAAAAAAAUAAAAGGUGUGCAUUUCAUGUGUAUUUUUUCUGUUAUGUCAUGCACUGGAUGUCAGUUCAAAUAUUAUGUAUCAUUUAAGAAAGAAGACAACUGUUUGGAUAAGACUAGCUUGGGGGUACCGUGCAGGGAAGAUUAGGCUUUUGGCUUGCAGGCAAGAUUUUUACCUGUUGUUGGAUCAUAUAGAUAAAACUGUGUUUUUAACUAUUUAAACUACAUAUGAAUGUCUGUUUCCCCCAUUAUCUUACACCCACCCUUAAAGUUGGUUUUAUUCACCUUUUGUAAGCUUCUUUGGUAAAGUGAUGUCCCUCUGCCUGUCACUUCUAAAAGCCUUUUCACUGCUUAUGGACUGGAGGUUUCUGAAAUCCACGUGGUCAGUGACAGUUGCACAAUUUAAGAGGGAAGGUUAGAGAAAGGUUUUGAUCAUUCCAGUAAGCCAAGGAAAAGUAGAACUUUUGAGUCACCUUGUUUGUGGUUUAGAAAUAGGGGCCAUAUUCCUCUGUGUUACAGUCCUUUCAAGUCUGCUUUGUAGCUCUGAGGAUGUGCUAAGGCAAACAGAUUGCUCCAGUCUUCUGGGUAAGGAGUUCAAGGAGCAAUGUUUUGUAAGAAAUCAGAUGAAGCCUUUAGGAGCUAAGGUAUCCAACUUCACCUUUUUUAGAUGAGGGUUUGCAUUAAAUCCCUUAAAAGUCAAUGGGACCCUCUUCACUUAACUAAGCGGGGCUUUGUAACACAUUUAUCUGCACCAGUGUCCUCAGCCACUUCUCCGAAUAUUAUGUGAAAUACUUAAGAGAUAAUGGCAGCUGUACAUCAGCAGUUUGAUAGGACUCUUUUACGUAAGGUCCACUUAAUUAAAGUCAAAUCCUUUUUUUUAAAGUAUAUGACCAGGAUUCUCUGAAAGCCACAUACUUGCUCCAAAAUGCUGCCUCUCCUCCAGAAGACACAUAUUGCAGAACAAAAAGCACCAGGAACCUGCAACAAGCCCCGUGUGGGUGCAGCCUUGCUGGCAGCUGCGUCUGUGUAGACAUGGGUCUCCUCUUGAAUGGGCCUUUUUGCAGAGCCAGACCUUACUCUGCUCUGCAGCCCCCCAAGGUGGGAUUAGUUAGAUUACUCUUUGGGGAAGCUUUUCCUUUGAAGGAAAACUUCUCUUUGCUAACAACAGCAAACCUCUGCAUCUCAGCUACUCUGAAUGGCACUGCCCACUUUUCAGUUGCAGCAAAAUUGUAUUUAUUCUUUAUGAUAACAUUACUCUGAGUAAAUAUGAACUUUCCGUACCUUUUACACGCCAAAAGUUACAUAAUGAAAUAAGGCAGAAAUCUUCCUUUUGAAACUAGAGGUGUUAAGAACAUGUCUAGAAUUACUCAUACUGGUGUGUAAUUUGUUCUCCUUUUUGGAGUUAACAAAAUAUAAUUUGGGAUUUUCCUACUGACUCCCACCAAGAAGGCUCUUGGGACCCAAUAUUCCAGUACCUGCCCACAGUGGUUUUUACAGAGCUAACUGCUCCUUGACUUCAGAGUCUAAGUCCUCCCAUGAUUUCAAGGUGCUCAAUUUAUUUCAGCAUAUUUUCAGUGGUCCUGUCAUUGUAUAUCAGUUGCUACUAUUUAUUAUGAUUAUGUUAUGCUCCUUGCAUGUAUCAAAUAUGACCAUUCACGUUUUUCAACCUUGCAGUUUUAUGACAUACAUUUAUAUAGGCUGACGCCCAUUAUAUAUCUCAAUAAAUGUAUAAGCAUUUGCAAAACUUGUUUUGUUUCACUUUUUGUAUUCUCUUCUGCUAUUUUUAAGUCAUAUUUUUAAAGGUUACCAGUCACACAUAUAUGUUACUUAACCUAUUGCAUUUCUGUUGUAUUCAUAAAAAAAUGUGUUUUGCAUAAUAUGCAAGAUACAUUUCUUGUUAAACACGAAGUUAUUAGCCUCACUGUUUAGAAUUUACUUGAGCACACACACACAAAACAGACUCUUUAUUUUAAAUCUUUAUAGAUCAUGAAGAAUACAUUUGAAUUAUGGUUCUGUUAUAAGCAAGUUCAAGAGAAGUGUAAUCAUUUAACACCAGGGUUCCUGUGCUUGAAGUGGAACAAACUGAUAUUCUAUGACAUUUGAAAGAUAAUUGUAAUAUUUGCAGUGGAUGAUGGGACAGAAUUGCAGUAUGAAUAAAAUUCUUCUACAUUA
Cygnus atratus (black swan) is the source of this 4780-nucleotide messenger RNA. RefSeq names its product protein kinase cAMP-dependent type I regulatory subunit beta (gene PRKAR1B). The record is from RefSeq and is a predicted model, not a curated record. The transcript is spliced from 11 exons. Gene Ontology annotation, cellular component: cAMP-dependent protein kinase complex. Gene Ontology annotation, molecular function: cAMP-dependent protein kinase regulator activity. Gene Ontology annotation, biological process: regulation of protein phosphorylation. NCBI's taxonomy places the organism in Eukaryota, Metazoa, Chordata, Aves, Anseriformes, Anatidae. Bases 1388 to 2533 code for a protein of 381 amino acids.